AUGUUGGGCGCAAGUUCAAUAACCUACUGGAUCUCCUGGUUCGUGACUUUCGCCUUCAUGUUUGCUGUUUCCUCGGUGAUUCUUACGGCAGCCCUGUGUGUUGACUUUGGCGUUGGCGGUCGGAUGCUCAAUCUUUCAGACCCCAGCAUCAUCUUUUGUUGCAUUUUCCUCUAUUCCCUCAGCCUACUUGCCUUUAUUCUGGCUCUCUCAACUCUAUUUUCCUCACGUGCUGGACUGCACUGGUCUUCUCUGUCAAAACAAGUCUCCUCCGAUGAUAUGCUGCGAGUAGACAUGAUUUGGAUAGUCCUUUUCAUCGAUAUCAUCCUGUACACCUUCGUAGCCUGGUACGUGGACAACGUGUUCCCAGGAAAGUUUGGCAUUCCCAAACCCUGGUACUUCCCCCUUCGGGUAAGUCUCCUUCCACCUUAA
Molecule: messenger RNA, 429 nt
Organism: Dibothriocephalus latus
Lineage: Eukaryota; Metazoa; Platyhelminthes; Cestoda; Diphyllobothriidea; Diphyllobothriidae
Source: the annotation of a GenBank genome assembly